This is a messenger RNA of Colletotrichum graminicola M1.001, 714 nucleotides long. Its product is annotated as BTB/POZ domain-containing protein. Gene Ontology annotation, cellular component: cytoplasm. Lineage: Eukaryota; Fungi; Ascomycota; Sordariomycetes; Glomerellales; Glomerellaceae. The transcript has 2 exons. The coding region runs from base 1 to 714 and encodes 237 amino acids. Gene Ontology annotation, biological process: proteasome-mediated ubiquitin-dependent protein catabolic process; regulation of proteolysis. Gene Ontology annotation, molecular function: ubiquitin protein ligase binding. The record is from RefSeq and is a predicted model, not a curated record.
AUGGCUUGCUUACCCAACCCCGAACGGCUGCUUGAGACGGGCAAGUUCAGCGACUUUACCAUAAUCUGCCAGAGUACGAAGAUUCGUGUUCACAAGGUUAUCCUCGGCUCUCAUUCCGGAUACUUUGCUGCCUUAUUCCGCCGCAAAAUGAAGGAAGCUGUCGUCACCUUUGACGACGUCGACCCGGGGGUGAUGAAGCACCUCAUCCGAUUCUUCUACAGCAACGACCAAGAACUCGGCUUUGAAUCGUCAGACCUGAAGACCAACGUGGGCGUUUGGAUCUUAGCCGACCGUUUGCAGGCGAGACGUGCUAUGAAAGAGGUUGAAAUCAGCUUGAUGGGCUAUCUCAGUAAAUACGAACACAAGAAGGCCGCAUCUCAUGAAAGUCUUAUAGACAUGGUGUUUUCUCAUCCAGCCUGCGCCGAGUCUGCCGUUGGUCUUAUCUUUGCAGAUGCCAUGUGGGCUGUUUUUGCAAAGAGUGAUUGUGCGAAAGCCGCUCUCGCGCGCCUCAGCAAGUAUACCGAGCUGAUGCAAAUAAUGCUCAUAUGGUCCCAUAGCUAUAUGCAAAGAGGGGCCGACUUUAAUGAACGUAAGUCGCUCGUGGCUUGUGAUCCCGACGCUGUAGAAAGCUGGAGAUGCCAGGCGAUCUACAUGGUACUCACCGACGACACCGCCGAGGACUCGGACACCGACGACUCGGACAGCUCGAUCUAG